Molecule: messenger RNA, 6058 nt
Organism: Gadus morhua (Atlantic cod)
Lineage: Eukaryota; Metazoa; Chordata; Actinopteri; Gadiformes; Gadidae
Gene: znf704
Product: zinc finger protein 704
Exons: 9
Coding region: 632-2275 (547 amino acids)
Biological process (GO): regulation of transcription by RNA polymerase II
Cellular component (GO): nucleus
Molecular function (GO): DNA-binding transcription factor activity; RNA polymerase II cis-regulatory region sequence-specific DNA binding
Source: RefSeq, a predicted model, not a curated record
AGCCCUAGAAGCCGCACACGGACAGGAUUCCAGCAAAACUGGAUCCGGAUUUCCUAAUCGGCGCAUUUUCGGUUCUUCUAUCAUCCACGCAAGGAAAAUGAUGUAAAUUGUAUCACAAAUAUCGUUUAUUUACCGACUGUGACACACCAGAAAAGCGUCAGUAUCUUAUUUUUGCGUAGAAUAUAUCAUUUUUCAGUAAUCGUGUACAAAUGUCAUUGUCGUUCCAUGAAAAACAAGUUUUCCGUGUUUCCCCUGCAGCUCGCUGGCUCGGAAGGAGCAGGGGGAAAACAAACACGUCGAAGGGAGAAAGAUUGGUAGCCGGUGAGAUGUGAAGAUUGUCAGCCGCGAUUAUCAUUGUAUUCGUGUGAGUGUUUGUUCUGAACGUUGUUUUUUUAAACUUGGAGCCGUCGUGUGUCGCCGGCCGGCUGUGUUCACCGUGCGGGUUCUGCUCCUCGAGUAUGUGGUCGCUUCCUAACGGUUCGUCAGUGUUACCGGAGCGCCCGGUCCUCCCGCUGCGGGUUGCUGUUUUUCUCGACACUGUUGAUCAACUAUAAAUCGACGGCCGUCCGUACAGCAUCGAGCGGGUUUUCCCCCCACCUUUUGUGCAUUUUGCAUUGAAUAGAUUUCCGCAAUGCAUACGCGGCGUCUGGUGAAGCGGUCGAUCCUCGGCAGUCGCGUUUAUGCGCCGAGUCCUACGGGGGACGGGGCGCCGGUGACAGGAGUGGUCCAGGCUGUCAAGCAGGAAAACAGCGACGUCUCCUCCACCACCUCCACCACAGCACCGCGGCGCAACGUAUACACCGUGCUCCUGCAGGACGGCAGCCUCAAGGAGUUCUCCGAAGAGGAGAUUGCCUCGGGGGCCAACAACCAAACGCCGGCCAGAGGACCGCUGAAGCCGAGUUUGAAGCAGAACUCCAACAAUGGGUUUGGCGAGGGUCCGAAGGGAGAGGCCCCUGAGGAGCAGCGGCUGGCGGAGGGCAAGCGCCCGGGCCGGCCCCUGGACCCCGACGCCCGCUCCGUGUCCCUGCUGGAGCAGAAGCGCAAAGUGGUCUCCUCCAGCAUAGACGUCCCCCAUGCCAGGCGCUCAGAGGAGGAGGUGGACAUGGACAAGGUGACGGCUGCCAUGGUGCUGACCAGCCUCUCCACCAGCCCAUUGGUCAGGAGCCCGCCCGUCAAAGUCGGCGAGGCCCUGGUGGGCUCCUGGAAGGACCCGGGCUCCGCGGGGCCCCUGGCCCCGUCCAGCUACAGCUCGUCGGGGGGCUACUGGAGCUGGUCGGCCCCCAGCGACCAGUCCAACCCCUCCACGCCGUCGCCGCCCCUCUCCGCCGACAGCUGCAAGCCCUUCAGGGUGCCCAGCCUGGGGAACGGCGGCGGGGGGGCCCCGGGGCCCGAGGACCCCAGUCUGGACGACCAGGACGGCAGCAGCCUGCUGUUUGACGAGCCCAUCCCACGCAAGCGCAAGAACUCCAUGAAGGUCAUGUUCAAGUGUCUCUGGAAGAACUGUGGAAAGGUGUUGAGCACUGCAGCGGGCAUCCAGAGACACAUACGCACUGUGCACCUGGGGCGGAACUGCGACUCGGACUGGAGCGACGGCGAGGAGGACUUCUACUACACGGAGAUCAAGCUGAACACGGACGAGGGCCUGGGCGGCCCCUCCCCCGCCACGCCCUCCGUCCUCUCCCCUCCGCUGCCCCCUCACCCCCACCCUCCUCCCCUCUCCCACCUCCCCCCCGCCGCCGGCCCCGCCCAGCCCGGCGGCGGCGGCGGCGACGCCCACCGCUCCCCCGCGCAGAACAGCAUCGGCAUCUCCGUCGCCAAGGACAACCACGGCGGCGUCUGCAACGGCCGGCUCGGAGGGGGAGGGGGGGGCGGGGCCACGCCCCUGAGUCGCUCGGCGCCCAGCGCGCUCUACCUCAUACACGCCGACCACGCCUACCAGGCCACCGCCCCGGUCUCCAUCCCCUCGGCCGACAGCGGCGGUGGGGGUCCGGCCGUGGGCAGCUUCACCCCCACCAACAGCUUCAGCAUCUCCUGGCAGUCCCCGCCCGUCACCUUCACCGGGAACUCGGUGUCCCCCUGUAAGAGCCAGAGCUUCAGUGAGCAGCGGCCGCAGACCAUCGCCGUGCUGUCCUCCCCGCCCAGAGCCACGACCGCCAUCAGCCGGAAGGUGCGUGGUGAGGGUAAGAAGUGCCGGAAGGUGUACGGGAUGGAGAACCGAGACAUGUGGUGCACAGCCUGCCGAUGGAAAAAAGCCUGCCAGAGAUUCACCGACUGAGGCUCCGCCGUGCCCACCACAGAACCAACUCACCCCGCCUCCACGACGCCCCCGACCCCCGGGGCUUUGGCCUCCUGGGAAUGGGCUGGGGGGAAGAAGUGUGACGACCAACAUUCUGCAUGCUCAUCAUCCCUCGACAUUUGUGUCAAUAUCUGGCUUCGCCCCCCUUAAGCUCCCGCCUACUGCUACUCUGCACCAAUCCCGUGGUUGAAGAAACCAAAGGGGCAGCCGGGUCCACCAAUAGCAUUCCCCGUCCAGGUUGCCCCGGUGCUUUAUGCCCGUCCUUCCUUCUUUCCUUCCUUCCUUUCUUCCUUCCUUCCUUCCUCCCUUCCUUCCUUCCGUCCUUCUUUCCUUCCCCGGACUUCGGGGAAAACCCACGUGCAGCUAAACAGGGGAAGAAAAAGAACCGAAUUGACGCAUAUCUGCGGUUUUAUAUUGUUUUUGGAGUUUUGUGCUGUAUCUUUCUAUGUAACUCUCCCAUCUGUUCUUCAAUGGAAAGUAUACAAAGUGAACUUCAGAAGUAGUUACGAAACCUUUUGGUCCAUAGAACUCAAGAAGGCAAGUGAGGUCUUGGCUUGAGCUUUGUUUUGUCCGACGUGGUGGUGGUGAUGGAGGAGAGGCUUCCCUCUUCUCGCCUCCACAUGUCCCACUCUUUAUAGUGGGCCAUUUCUAACCCCCCUUUUGCAGCUUCUGUGGCCCAGCACAGGACGGUGUGGGUCACAGGAUGGAGGGCCGGGGGUCAAGGUGUAGUCAUAGACCCAGCCGGAGGCCACAGGACAUACCAUAAUGAAUGAUCAACGCAAAAGACUCCAUAUACAAACACAAAAUAUUACAUUUACAGUCAGGGAAGGCAGAUGGUACAGACCGCAGCAGACUGCAUGCGGACACAACCGGUACUAUUUUAUAUCUCUCUCACUUUUCUAACUGAAUUUGUUUGUCUUUUUUUUGUAUCAGGAAUGUGAUUUUAAAAGACAGCAAAAAAAAGAAUCUGCAAGAAAAACUGGUCAAUACAGCACCACUCACAAAUGAACCGUUUCUCACACGUCACACAAAAACAAUAUGUUACAACCAAAAUGUACUCUCUGUUCUUGGUAUCCUUUAAUAAGUCUGUGUACCAUGGUGUUCUAUUGUUUUUUCUUUUGUUAUUUCGGCUGUGUCCAAUUAGUCAGCUCAACCGGAGGGGGCGGGGGGAAAGGCUCAUAACCAAAAGUAAGGCACUUGCGCUGUCUGUGUGUUUGUGUUUGUGUGUGUGUGUGCGUGUGCCUGUGUGUGUGUGUGUGUGUGUGUGUGUGUGUGUGUGUGUGUGUGUGUGUGUGUGUGUGUGUGUGUGCCUGUGUGUGUGUGCCUGUGUGUGUGUGUGUGCGUGUGUGUGAUGGAGCACUUCUAGAGAGUUGAUAACCUCUUGUUACUCCCAUCAUGCCCUGGAUAUUGUGAUCACCAAGCUAGUAGAGGAACUCAGACAUUAAGGAAGCCUAACAUAAAAUGCACUCUGUUUUAAGAACAGUGGCUCUUUGACAAGCUCUAACUCACAUUGUUAACAGACUUAAAGUGUCAUGCAAUGGUGAAAUGGUCAAAACCAGCUUUUAUCACUGGUCUCCAUGUCGGCAAAAACAUUUUUUCAAGGCAAUCUCCAUUGUGAUUUCAAAAUUGAGUGAUCUUGACGAGCAUCCACAGCACGUUCAGUACCGUAGGAAUAAGCAUAAUGAAUCAUGCUGCUUCAAAUAUUGUCCAACCUUUCCCUGGGAAUCUAUGAAAAAACAGAAUCAUACCAAAAUAUGAACUGACCUUAGUGUAUUUACUGACCUUAGAUGAUGUCCUUUUCUCCUCCGGCCUUUGAUUUUGUGACAUGCUCGUAAUGUUGUGAAACGGUUGGAAAUGUAGUAUACAAUACAAAGAGAAAUCUUAUCAACAUCUGAUAAUGGUUAUACUAUAUACUAUACUGGUUAUACAUGGAUUUGUUUAUCCAACCUUUUCUCUCAAAUUCAUGAUUUUUUGCACAAUUUCUAGCACAUCUAAAUCAAAAUAGGUCGCCCAAGAAGCCAACACCAGCCAUUAAACUCGAGGGGCUUAGCCUCCUCAAACCAUCGCUUCCCUCCUCACACCGACAACGCUUUCUGUGUUCACUGUUUAUCUUUUAUUUCAAUAGAGAUAUGUCAAGCUAGUAUUUUCUCAAAAUCUCUUGUCUGCCACACAUUGAACCGAGAACUUCUCGUACUUGAGAGUUCAGUGGAGGUUUACUCUCACAGCGGGAAAUUGGAGAAACCUAAAAGUCCUCUCUUCAUCCGUUAUGUUGUGUUUUCUUCCAUGUCGUUACUCUACUUUGAAAUAUUUCUGAAUAUUUCAAAAUGAUCUUGCCAUUAUGUGAACGUAUUGUUGCUUAAGAAGAUUAAGACAAAUAUAUAUAUAUACUUAGAGAAAGAAAAAUAGUAUAAAAUACAACUUUGGACUUGAAGGUAAAUCCGAAAAGAGGUAUGUUUUUUUUCCGUUUUUUUUUUUUUAACCCUCGCAUACCUACAUGUAUAUAUAUAUAUAUGUUUUGUUUAAUUUUCAUGUUCUCCUGAAAAGGAGAUUUCCUGGCCAAUUAACCCAGUUUCUAUUUCCAACAGAGGAAUGGUCACACACACAUACACCCCUAAACACACACACACACAAACACACACACACACACACACACACACACACACACACACACACACACACAACCACAUUGACAUUCAUGCAAAAAGACACGGAUCUGAAACAAUGUUUGGCCAAAACCUUAACCUUAUUCCUCCCAAAUCACUCCUCACCGAGCUACACAGUCCCAUUAGCAAUUGACUUGGCUGACAGCUCAGUGUGUGUGUGUCCAUGUGCAUUGUGUGUGUGCGCAUCAUGGAGCCCCAGGGCUGGCUGGCCGCCCCUCUCUCCCCCCCACGCAAGGCACCAGUGUUUCAGUGUGGGCCCUGCAGUCGUCGUCUCCCCGGGGAUUCUCCGGCCGGUGGGAUUGAACUGGUCGAGAGGCACCAGGGGGCUGUCCUAGAACGGUCUCCUGCUGCAGUCCAAACCGUUUGACCGGGGGACGUGAACAUUCACCCACCAUAAGCGAUGUUUUGGGUGGAUAAUGCGGCAUCCCUUUACGCUUUCGCCUCUCUGAUUUCACCUUGGUUCAGUUCAUUCCUUGUUGUUCCAUUGCAUCCAGCCGCGAGGCUCUUGUGUAACAUUGCUGACGGUGCUUCAUGGGUUGUGUUUAUCAAUGACUUGUCUUCCACCAUACAGAACCUGUUGAGUCCAGUGUAAAGGCCCCGUGCCGGUAGGACAAGAUAUACGUAUAAGGGCGUGGGUAUUGUAAAAAACCAGACAGCGUAUCGGUAGAAUGAAGUUCUGAAAUGUUUCUCUAGUCGGCUCUGUGUUUGAUUUGACAACUCAAAUGAAUGAUGAAGUGACGGUCAGCCUCAGUGGCCUCUCCCAGGUACCAGGCGGGGUCUAUGCUUCUGGACAGGUGCCUGCUUCUGUAUUGGUUCUGUUCCCUUUCCAAUGAAUCAAUGACCUGAGCAAUGAGGCAUUUUCAAGGCUCUUUUAUUUUUGUAUUUUCAACCUAUUCCAUUUCAUAAUCGGCUUAUAAUGGUGCUUCUAAAAGUCUCUACGAAACAUUGUGUUUCUGUUUUUUUUGUUUGUUUGUUUCACACAGAGUUCCACUUCUAUGUCUCCCAUGCGUGCUGGUGAUCACACUUGCAGCAUACUCCAUUUUGUACCCGCUGUUACUCUGUAGAACAUGAAAAUAAAAACACCAUACGCUUACGUCUA